Suillus paluster is the source of this 766-nucleotide messenger RNA. RefSeq lists its product as uncharacterized. The record is from RefSeq and is a predicted model, not a curated record. The transcript is spliced from 5 exons. NCBI's taxonomy places the organism in Eukaryota, Fungi, Basidiomycota, Agaricomycetes, Boletales, Suillaceae. Bases 97 to 600 code for a protein of 167 amino acids.
CCCCACGCCCACGAGUCAGCGGUUCUCCUAUAAGAUCAGCUUGGUUGGGAGAAGUUUACAUCAAGAUCGUGGGUCUUACCUCUCGCAACCGCCAUCAUGAUGCACUCCAGCAUUCUAUCCCUGAUCUGCACUUUUUGUAUUCUAAUUUCGUGUGCUGCUCGUGUUGUUGUUAGAGACACAGCCCCUGAUAUGGCUGUUAGCGAUGACUACAUUUCGAUGUCAGGAGCGCUAUGGGCACCAAGUAUCCACGAUAAGAUAAUUCCAAAUAAAGGCAAGAAGUCAUCACUCAUCACUCACUGCUUGAACUUACCCCUCACAGUCCGAACUGUUGGUCGGUAUGCGCCAGAGGCGCGAUCAACGCCAGUCGAUAAGGCUUUGUGGGAAUCAAACCUGCAUGAGAAAUCAUCGCCCAGCCGAGCUCGCGCAGUCGACAGAAGGGAAAACGGACCACAAGAGACGCCGGUCAGUGGACUACUUUGGGAAGGUGCCGUCCACGAAGCCCUAGCUGCAAGGCAACCUGUCCGACGUAAACCUGCGGAUGCAAGUGUUGGAGGAUUUCUAUUUCAAAGCGCUGUUCACCAGCAUAUUUCUGACUCUUAAAGCAGUAAUUAUCGAGCACGAAUCCCUUGCGCUAUAGACAAAAUGAAAGAAGCAUUCAUUCAUGGAGGCUUGGAUCGAGGGAUUGAAAAGCACUAUUGAAACAUUCCCACACUGGCUUCGAGAAAUGUUCAAUAAGGAUGACGUUCAACCUCGUUCAACUAUGUAG